Clonostachys rhizophaga is the source of this 252-nucleotide messenger RNA. The record is from the annotation of a GenBank genome assembly. NCBI's taxonomy places the organism in Eukaryota, Fungi, Ascomycota, Sordariomycetes, Hypocreales, Bionectriaceae.
AUGAAGCCCAUCGUCAGUGCCGGAAAUGCAUGGUCAUGCACUGUCGUCUCCGUGUUCGCCAUCAUCAUCCUCAGUAUCAUCGCCGUCCUCUACCGCAGUGAGCACGAGGAGUUCCCAUCCAAAGACCCCAAGGGAGUCUCGGGAACCAUCUUCACUGCCGUCAUCGUCUACGCCGCUUUCUUCGUGUGCUGCGGUCUCCAGGGUCUCCUCCACGUCCGCGAGAGCCGACGCGGCGCCAUCACUCUAUCUUAG